This is a messenger RNA of Ectocarpus siliculosus, 1078 nucleotides long. NCBI's taxonomy places the organism in Eukaryota, Phaeophyceae, Ectocarpales, Ectocarpaceae. The record is from the annotation of a GenBank genome assembly.
AUGGUGGUGACAGAAGUGCGACCAGAGGUUCUUCUCGGUCUCUCUGGUGCUGGUCGAAUCUGGAGCCCGAAGACGAUCCAGGCCCUGGCUGAGGGUACAGAGAGGCCUCUCAUAUUCCCCAUGUCCAACCCUUCCCACAAGAGCGAGUGCUCGGCAGAGGACGCGGCAAAGUACGCCCAAGGUCGCGGGAUCUUCGCCAGCGGCUCUCCGUUCGAAGACGCCUCCUACGGUGGAAAGGUCCUGCCGAGCAACCAGAGCAACAACCUCUACAUCUUCCCGGGGCUAGCGCUGGGGGCUAAGCUGUGCGAGGCGAAGCUGGUGACGGACGGGAUGAUCAUGGCAGCGUCCGAGGCCCUUGCCGCGUCGAACCGCCCGGAAGACCUUGCGGAAGGGAGGGUCUACCCGGGGCUGUCGGACGUCCGCGGCAUCAGUGUCAGCGUCGCGUGCUCUGUGAUGAAGCAAGCUCACGCGGAAGGCGUAGCGACGGAGGAGAAAGCCAUCGCGGCCAUCGAGAGGGAUAGGCGAGCGUUCGGAGACGACCACGACGACCGAAGGGACGAAGAUAACCUGUCGCCGCUGGGUAGAUACGUGACGAACAAGAUGUACUUCCCCGUCUACACUCCGCUGGCCUACGUGCCCCGUGGUGUUCUGGAGUGACUUGACUCGUCGACUGCUGCCAUCCGACCGGUUGGGGUCAGCACCAGAUACAUAUGAUGCGAAGCAGCCAGCCGCGCGAGGCGCCCAGCCGCGGCGAGCCGCGUGCAUCCGGUAUUAUUGCAGUAGUAUUGUAGUGUUGUAGUGGUAGUGGCUUUUUUUUGUGUGUUUGUCGUGUGCUGUCGGUCUUUUUGUUUCUACUCUUGUUGUUCGCGAUUGUCUUGGUCCUCGAACACUAAUUUACCUAAGGAAAUUUCGGACAAGAAGUCUUCAUUACUUUUUUCGGGAUGCCGCUGACUGAAACCCCAAUUUACAAUUCGGGAAUUUGUUCGGUGUACCUGUCUUGGGGGUAAACACGAGCUCUCUGUCUUGGGAGGAUUGAGGGCCUGCUGUCUGUGCGCAGACUCGAUGUAAACAACCAUUC